AUGUCGGCCUCUUAUAAACCAUCACCGCUCUCGUUCGGGUCACCUAGAGCUUCACCAUUUCGAAGACCUGAAUCCCAAUCUCAAUCCCCUACUCCAGUUUCCCUUUCUCCUUUAAGACAAUCAACUCCAAAUCCAAAUCCUGCAGCUGUCAAGAACAUGGUGACGCCAAGUAGACUUGGUAAUUCGGUUACACCCAAUUCAUCGGAUGGAAUAACUACAAGCAAAUGGACUCCAAGAGGUAUUCCUCCUGCCUUUCGUGAAGCGGAACCUUCACCUACAAAAGGCGCACAAUUGAGUCCGGGAUUCGGUGGUCCAUUGAGAGCGGCGAGUUCGAACUAUUCUAAUGAUAACGAUAAUGCGCUGUCGAAAUUAUCCAACGCGCAAGUCAGAGAAAUGAGGGAAGGAUUUCAGAUAUUGGAUAGAGAUAGCGAUGGGCAAGUUGGUAGAGAAGAUGUCGCUGACAUGUUGACUCAAUUGGGUCUUUCCUCUAAUGCUUCAGAAUUAGCUGGCUACUUUCCACCAUCAACUCCACAGACCAUCACACUUCCUACAUUUCUCAAUUCGCUCGCUACACAGCUAUGUACUCUUUCGCCAACUCCAGAAUUAUUAGAUGCAUUCUCUGCAUUCGACGAAGAUGAUAGUGGACAAGUCGAUUAUGCGGAAUUACGAGAUGCUUUAAUACACACAGCACCGGAUCCAGGUGUGAAACCCUUGACGGAACGGGAAGUCGAUAGAGUUAUGGGUGGAUUCACAGCACGUAAAGCGUUAUCAAAACACACAGGAGCAAUGAGUGGAAGUAGACGGCAGGAUGUAUUCAAAUAUCAGGAGUUUGUUUCUAGUGUGGCUGGAGGAUCUGGGACGGAUGGAAAAGGAGAAAAGGUUAAUGAUGAUGGUGAUGAGUAA
This is a messenger RNA of Botrytis fragariae, 903 nucleotides long. Its product is annotated as putative calcium-binding ef-hand protein. The coding region runs from base 1 to 903 and encodes 300 amino acids. Gene Ontology annotation, cellular component: myosin II complex; cytoplasm. Gene Ontology annotation, molecular function: myosin heavy chain binding; calcium ion binding; cytoskeletal motor regulator activity. NCBI's taxonomy places the organism in Eukaryota, Fungi, Ascomycota, Leotiomycetes, Helotiales, Sclerotiniaceae. The transcript has 2 exons. Gene Ontology annotation, biological process: actomyosin structure organization; mitotic cytokinesis. The record is from RefSeq and is a predicted model, not a curated record.